This is a messenger RNA of Annulohypoxylon maeteangense, 2027 nucleotides long. RefSeq lists its product as uncharacterized. The coding region runs from base 1 to 1920 and encodes 639 amino acids. The transcript is spliced from 3 exons. The record is from RefSeq and is a predicted model, not a curated record. NCBI's taxonomy places the organism in Eukaryota, Fungi, Ascomycota, Sordariomycetes, Xylariales, Hypoxylaceae. Gene Ontology annotation, biological process: transcription initiation at RNA polymerase III promoter. Gene Ontology annotation, cellular component: transcription factor TFIIIC complex.
AUGGAGUUCGAUUAUCAAUACGUUGCAGAAAGCCAAGAUGAUGUCGAAGAUCCAGAGGGUGCUCCUAUACUAGACGUGCCUCAGAGGAAAAUAGUUGCCAUCGAACAUCCUUGCGUUCUCAUAAAUCUCGACAAAGGGCUCGAGACAUUUGGAGUGGAUCCAGACUUUCAAAAGCUUCUUGUUAACACGCCGGAACCUACUUCGGUCCCAUUAUGGUUUCGGCCUGACAACCCUACGUCAAAACCCGUCGUAUCACAUCAUGCGGCUACUAACAACAUCCUACUCAAGAUAACUGUUCCCAAGCGGACAGGCAGAAAAAGAAAGCGAGGAAGUAAUGAUCCAUUCACCGGUGAAGUUGACGUCACAGAUGGGACAGCCGCAUCUGUAGCGGGUGAAGUGAGUUCCGCGGGCCGACGUGAUAGACCCAAAUCUAUCCUUCGAAAGAUGCAGGAUAAUCUAGACUACUACGAGAUAGAUGCCAUCGGGAAGGUCGAGGAUACUCACAGAUAUCGAGGCCUAUCCGACUUCCAGUUCGCCAACGUUAAUUCUUCAUUCUUAACGAAGGCAGCAGAGAACCUACUUCCAAUGAAAGUUUCAAAGCUACGAGAAAUCAAAUUUGCUCCCGGCGUGAUAACGGACCCUGGACAGGAGAUUGUACCCCCACCACACUUCACAGACCGAAUCAUUGGAUUUAAUUACAACUACGAACAGAAUCCUAACACCAAGGUGGAAGGAGACGAAGUGGGAAAUCAGAAGUUGAUUAACAUCCAAGGCAGGAAGAAGCACUCAUACGGCUACUUCAUCAAUCAUAACACAUAUCCCGUACCGCAGAAACCCCGGCGAGAGCCGAACAUGGUUAUACCAGGAUCGUUGAUGAGGCAACUGCAUACGUUGAUGGAAGAACGGCCUAUAUGGACUCGCCGUGCUAUUCUCAACCGUGUGACAGGCAACUAUACCGAUUCGGCCAUGAGAAUAGCACUUCAGCUAGUUGGAUAUCAGUUUAGGGGCGGGCCGUGGCGAGAUGCCUUUGUUAAAUAUGGCGUGGACCCUCGUCCCGAUCCCAAGAACCGAGUAUACCAAACACUCGCCUUCAAAUUGGAAAGGAAUAUAGUCGGCACAAAAAAGGUGCCGUGGGAGGUUGUUAGGAAGGGCCAAAUUAGAAAGCACCAUAGGGAGAAUCGGAAAAGUCACAUCUGGGACGGGGAGGACUACUCGACAGAUGGAAAAUUCUGGCAGGUUUGCGAUAUCACGGAUCCAUUUAUUCGCAAUAUGCUUGAGCAAGCACCUUUGAGGGCAGAGUGCGACAUCGAAUCUGGAUGGUAUUUUAAAAGUGCUUGGGCUAAGAUAAAGAUGAUCAUGAAGGUGAAAAUGAUUGCCAUUAAGAGGGGUCGGAUGGGUUCGGAUGACGAUCAGCCGCAGAAGCCGGGCUUCUUAUACAAUUCCUUUCUUGCCGAAAGAUUGCGGCAGUGGCCCGAUAAGAUCGAGAAGCCACUCGGCUUGACUCUCGAGCCGUUUUUACGCCCUAUCGCAGACGUGGACACAAGACUUCCCCGCAAACGUCGCUUCCCUCAGCUGAAGCAAAAGUCCGGGUCGACUACGGCAGAUACGCCAUCAAGUACUGGUGGUGAUAAUUUGGACGAUGAGGAUGUAGAUGGAAAUGGCGUUGACGACGAAGAGGCGAUACAAGAAAAUCCUUGGGAAGUUGAUGACCUUGUAGAUGAUCUUGAAGAUGAUGAUGGGGAUAUCGACGGGGAUGUAGAAGAGUAUGACGGCUACUCUUACGGCGAUUAUGACGAUGAAGAAGGGGGUGAGGACUAUUUGAAAGGAUACGGAUACGAGACUGAGCAGGACGAGGAUGAUGCGGAUGAUGAUGUUGCUAUGGACGAUGCUAACCCAAUGGGAGACGCCUUUGACGAUUAGGUAACCGUUUAAGCAAUAGACUGCCUAGGAUAUCUGAUCAAUGCAACCAAUCAGAAUCAUUAACACUAAACACUCUAAUUCUCCCAUCAGAAAUUAAACAAUGAAUC